Molecule: messenger RNA, 1554 nt
Organism: Tupaia belangeri chinensis (Chinese tree shrew)
Lineage: Eukaryota; Metazoa; Chordata; Mammalia; Scandentia; Tupaiidae
Gene: KDELR2
Product: KDEL endoplasmic reticulum protein retention receptor 2
Exons: 4
Coding region: 120-680 (186 amino acids)
Biological process (GO): protein retention in ER lumen
Cellular component (GO): membrane
Molecular function (GO): ER lumen protein retrieval receptor activity
Source: RefSeq, a predicted model, not a curated record
GGCCACGUCCCUGGCCACGUCGCGCCCGCUCUCGCCAUCUUCGCCGCUUCUUCUCUGGGGCUGCCUUCUCCAGAGCAGCCUAGCCCCGGGGCUGCUGCGCCGCGCCGACUACCGCCGCCAUGAACAUCUUCCGGCUAACGGGGGACCUGUCCCACCUGGCGGCCAUCGUCAUCCUGCUGCUGAAGAUCUGGAAGACACGCUCCUGCGCCGGUAUUUCUGGGAAAAGCCAGCUUCUAUUUGCACUGGUCUUCACAACUCGAUACUUGGAUCUUUUUACUUCAUUUAUUUCAUUAUACAACACGUCUAUGAAGCUUAUCUACAUUGCCUGCUCUUAUGCCACAGUGUACCUGAUCUACAUGAAAUUUAAGGCAACCUACGAUGGAAAUCAUGAUACCUUCCGAGUGGAGUUUCUGGUGGUCCCUGUGGGAGGCCUCUCAUUUCUAGUCAAUCAUGAUUUCUCUCCUCUGGAGUACUCAAGGGAAAGAAGCUCAGUUUGCCAGCGUAAGUGCCAAAGACCAUCACCAGCAUCUGUCCUUCAGGGUGCUCCGACAGAAUUCUUACCACAGCAAAGGCAUAAGAUGCUUGAUAUGGAAAAGCAGAAACUUAACUCUUUUGUUGCAGAUAGUCAUCAGUGGCUCUGUAAGAACCCAGAGGAAAAGAACCAGAAGGUUUCUGUUUAAUGCAUCUUGCCUUAUCUUUUUUUAUUACUCUGUACAAAGAUUUUUUUACACAAAAACUUAAUGCUGUAUUAAUAAAUUCAGUGUGUAGCUUCAAUUGGGAUAGCUCCAAAAGUGAAGAUUUUGUGAGGAAUAAGUGCAAACUUCUUUGAAAUUGUUGAUUCUUUGUGUCUGCAAUGAAAUUGUACACCUUGACAGUUGGUAGAUAGAUUAUAUAUUCUUUCAUCUAUCAAACUUGCAUUCCACUAUAUUUAUUUUUUCCGAGAUCAGUUGUAUCUGUUUGAGACCUGAGACACUAUGUUCAGUUCGGUAUAUCUGUUCAAAUUUAUUCCCACUGGAUGAAUCCUUCUGUGAAUAUCACAACACUACAUUUAAGGAUGGUAAGGAUGAUUUGCAAGUCUUAUGGUUUUCAUUACCAAAAUUUUAAGAUUCUGAAUGUAGAUAGUCUCAUUUAAGAGUCACCAAAGGUGCCUGCCCCUUCCCCUGCUAGUGUCAGUCGAGACAGUCCUAAGUGUGUUGAAGAAGUCAGUGUGUAGAGGUUUAGGGCUGCUCACCAUCUGAGUGUGGGAUGGGAGGGACAUUAAUGAUUAUUUUGGAUAUUGGACUCUAUUCCUCUGAGGAAUGAAACACAAGUAGUUACCUAUCACUUUAAUUUACAGUUCUAAAAUAUUACUACAGCCAUGUUCAUACUCAGAUUCAGUUUUUCAUAUCACUUUUAGGUGGUAAAAUGAUUUAUAGUUUUUUUUUGUUUUGUUUUUGUUUUUUAUUGGCAGCACCAAUUACCAUUCCUUAUAUUCUUUUUGUCUUGCCUUUUAUUUUUUUCCUAUGAAGCUCUUGCAUGAUUUGUGUUACCAUCCUAAAUAAACAUCUUAUUAAA